Messenger RNA from Anopheles stephensi (Asian malaria mosquito), 3864 nucleotides. RefSeq names its product tau-tubulin kinase 1-like. Gene Ontology annotation, cellular component: nuclear body. NCBI's taxonomy places the organism in Eukaryota, Metazoa, Arthropoda, Insecta, Diptera, Culicidae. The coding region runs from base 1506 to 3761 and encodes 751 amino acids. The transcript has 2 exons. Gene Ontology annotation, biological process: positive regulation of DNA-templated transcription. The record is from RefSeq and is a predicted model, not a curated record.
ACAAGCGCAUAAUGUCCCACGGUCUAGCAGCCCCUGCCAGAAGCGGUUCAAACACGUUCCCUGCUUACUGUUCGUCCUUAUGGGCAAAUCGCACCUCGAGUGCGUGUGUUGUUGGGGUUGCUACGGCAAGCCAGCAGCAAGCAAAGCAACCAUUGCUUAUAGCGCAAAGGUAAAGGAAUAAUAAAAUUGAGCCUAGCCCUGAACGCGUCUAUCGAUCGAAGCCAACCUGGCGCUGCGUGUCUAUUGUGUGCGUGUGUGUGUGUGUGUGUUUGCGUACGUUUCAAUUUUCUCCGGCUGGAACCGUGGUACACUGAGCGACGCUCAGCCGAACGUGGCAGCAGACUGCUUCGAUUAUGCUUAGCUCGACUUGUACACACAAAAAAAAGCAAACGAGGGGAGAAAACACACCGACCGGACAUGCUUCUGUGGCAGAUUUGUAUUUCCACCCUCGUCGUAGUCGUAGUUCGCUUCACACUGCUUCUCCUCCCCUUCGCCACCCUUCCGGGUGUGUAUAUGCGCAUGUGCGAAAUACAUGUGUAGAGCGGCAAACUAAGGCGUAUGUCGCUCGGCAAUGAAACACAGGACAUUAGUGGAGCUUUCUAGUUUUUGCAAACAAAAAAAAAGCAAUGCAGGAAUCAGAAAGGAAAAUUAUUGGAAAAACGCAACCCAAAGAAAAUAAUAAAAUUUAAACCAUCAAACCACUUGCACUGCUAUUAAGUACGUUCCUAAUCACCACUCAGGCCUUGCGAAAAACGACUUGCGCAAAGAAAAAAGCAAAGAGAGUUACAGAGAGAGAGAGCAUGUGACCGAGUGAGAGUGUUUUUCCCAGAAAGGGUCUUAAAAAAAAUCUCGCACUAAAAUUCGAAUCGCUCAAAGCAGAAGGGUGGCUAAGCAACCGCGGGCAAAUGGGACAAAAAGGGGCUUCAAAAGGAUAUACAUGCAUUGCGUUCUCGCUCACCCGCUCGCUCGCUCAUCCUACCGUCGUCUCUUUUCCACUCCAACCAUCAACCGGAUCGGAGUAGUCUGCGAAGGGGAAAUCAAGUCAGCUGAGCGGUUCGGGCCUACUGCGACCAGGACGCGACUCUAGUUCAGACAGUGUGUGUGUGGCGCUGUCAUCGAUAGGAUACGGAAAACGUGCUGUUCGCUGAAGCCUUUUCCCCAUUUACCGGAAGUGCUUCAUUCGGGCAGAAGCGUCAUCAUUAUCGCGCAGCGGACGGAUAAAGUGACGGACUGUCCUAAGCCUGCUGCACCACUUGCUGGUGGUGGCAGUAACCGACUGUGGUGGGAAAAAGUAUCGAUUUUCUCGCUCCCGGCUGGCGCACGUUUCGGGCGUGAAACGUCAGCCCCAUCCAUCAAACGUGCGCCUGACCGUACUGGUGCUGCGUGUGCUUUUCCGUGCUGCAUCAACCAACGGCCCAUCGACCUGACGUAAGCAGCUUCGGUGGAAGUUCGGUCUAUAGGAGGGAAAAAAACCCUCCUGGGAAGGAUAUUUCUCACCAGACAGCAUGACGACCACGGCAGCAGCUUCAUCGGCCAGCGGUACGGCGGAUAGUGGCAGCGGUGGACGGGUGAGCGGUGGCCGGAUAAGCCAAAAGCAGCGAGCUCCCAGCGACGGUACCGAUUCGUCGUCGUGCAGUGCCCGCGAACCGUGGAUCUCGACGAACAAAAUUCUCAACAGCAGCCUGUGCGGCCGGCGCAUCAACAGCCGCAACCCUAACUUUGACUACGACGAAACGAAGCUGCUGAUCGCGCUGUGGGGUGACCCGCUGGUGCAGAAAACGCUCAUCACCACGCACAAGAAGCAUCCGGUGAUUGCGGAGCUGGCGCGGAAAAUGCGCGAGCACGGGUACAACCGGUCGACGGAGGAAAUUAAUACGCGCAUCAAGAAUCUUAAAUGUUUCUACAACCGCAUCAAGAAGGAUAUGGCGGCCGGUAUCAUUAAUCAGACGACCUGGCGCCAUUACGCCGAGAUGGACGAAAUCAUAAGCCGGCCGGUGUUUGGGAAUGCGCAUCGGUUGUAUCUGCAGCAGCAACAGCCGGAGCAACCCCAGGAGGAGCCUCAACCACAGCAGCCGAAUGUUCGGGAGCUCUCCAAGCGCGACGCUGACCCGGGCGACGGUGCGAAGGAUGCGCUGCCCCAGUUCCCGGUAAAGCUGGAAGUGAUGAGUGACGAUGACGAUGAUUACGAACCGACCGAGAUACGGGCCGAAGAUUUGCUUACCAUCGAUGCAAAGUUCCCGGACGAUCCGCCGGCCGCCCCGGCCGAGCGAACGUUGCGCGGAGCUGGAAGUGGUGCUGGCAAUCGCAACGGCAGGAAUGGCAAGAGUGCUGCCAACGGUAAGACAUCGACCCGCAAGCAACCGGAUGAGGAGGAGGACGAGGAAGAAGAAGAGGAGGAUGAGGAUGCGGAAGAGGAAGACGAAGAAGAGGAGGAGGAGGAGGAAGAGGAGGAAGACGAUGAUGAGGGAAGCGAUUUCGAUGUGGAAAAUGAGUUUAACGACGGGCUGGACGAGUUGCUCCAGAAAGCGCAGGCAACCAAAUCUUCACCCGGAACCGGUGGUACGAACGCUCCGAAGGCACCGAGCCAAGGAUCCGGUACAGCGAAACCGGCUGGUACGAGUGGUUUGGUGAUUGAAACGAUUACCUCCGGCAAUGGUACCACCAUCACGGCGACUGGCGCAAGUUCUACCAGCAUACCGACGACCACCACCACCGGCAAGAUUUCCGUUGUGCCGACGAAUCUGCUCAUGAAGCAACCGGUCUCGGUUGCCUCGAGCAUGACCACACCGAUACAGAUCUACACCCAGCCGACGGUAAGCAUCGCCAAGGGUCCAACGGGCACAGCGAACACUAUGGUCGCAACGGCCGGCACUGCCGGGCCCGUCGGAACGGCCCCGAUGAAGCUGCUGCUGGUGAACACGGUCGCGAAGGAUGGGACCACGCAGCAGAUACUGACGCCCGCCUCGGAAGCCACCAUGCCAAAGCUUAUCCCGGCACCGGUUCACCAUCAUUCCAAGCUGCCGCUCACGGUCGGCGGCGGGCAAUCGCCGAUCGUCACCAUACCGACCGUCAACGUGCCGAAGCAGGUGGGCGCACCGAUCAAGCUCGGUCCGGCCGGGCCACGGCCAGCCGGCCAGUCAGCUGGCUUCCGCACCCUGCUCACGCAGCUAGUCGCUAUACAGCGUGAAAAUUUAGCGCUCAACCAGGAACGAUUGGCGCUGGAAAAGGAGCGACUGGAGUUCGAAAAACAGUUCGGAGGUUCGUUGGUCGGUAUGGUGCGGAACAUGAGCACGUUCUUCACCGGCAUGCUGCAGCACCAGCACAAGGAACAGCAGCAAUUGAAGCAACAAGCGCAACACGCAACGGGUGACAAGUCGCGUGCUGAGCCACCGAUGAAACCCGGAUCAGAACGUGUAAAAACUCCACCGGCGGCACCGAUCGCUGCCGAUGGGACAACUGCUUCAGAGGUGCGUGAAAUUUCCUCAUCCUCAUCUUCGCGACGUGUUGCGUCACCGACGUCCACGACCAAGACACACGCCACCGAGCCCAAGGAACCGACCGCGGCGACGGGUACGAAACGAACCGAACCUGCCUCCACACCGCCACCCCUCACACCGGCCCCAUCCUCCACAAAGCCAUCGUCCACGUCGGACGUGUCGGUGCCGAAGAAGCGUCGCAUGAUGACACGCAACGCGGCCCAACACUCCCAGCCGGAGGAUCCACUCAAAACGGAAAUCAUCAGCGAUGCCGAUGAUCAGUAGGAACCGCCGUUCUCGACGCGUGCACCCUCAAACGAAACCUUUAAUAAAACGACAAAGCACACACGUUUCACAGCACAACUAGUGCUAGUUGCCACUUUAGUAA